Cuscuta campestris is the source of this 716-nucleotide messenger RNA. The record is from the annotation of a GenBank genome assembly. Lineage: Eukaryota; Viridiplantae; Streptophyta; Magnoliopsida; Solanales; Convolvulaceae.
CUCCGUAGUAUGCAAUAAUUCUUUAAUCUUAUUUUACGAAAUUCAAGAACUAUUUAUCUGUGUGGAAGACAACGAAAUAACUCUAGAAAUUUUGUGAAUAAGUCCAGCAGAAUCUCUAACAUCCCGCAGAGAAGAUGGAAUACCUACUUAGGAGGUUGACGACGAAGCAACAAAUCGAUUCCAUCAUCAGAGACACCGUCGAUAAGGUUCUCGUCCUCCGCUUCGGCCGUUCAUCGGAUUCCGUCUGCCUCCAUCUCGACGACGUCCUUUAUAAAUCCGCGGCGGAGGUCUCCAAGUUCGCGACGGUGGCGCUGGUCGAUUUCGAUGCCGAGGGAGUGCAAGUUUACGUGAAGUAUUUUGAUAUCACUUUGAUUCCUUCUACUGUGUUCUUCUUCAAUGCUCAUCAUAUGAAGAUGGAUUCUGGGAGUGCAGAUCAUACAAAGUGGAUUGGGGCAUUUAAGACAAAACAGGACUUCAUUGAUGUUGUGGAGGCAAUAUACAGAGGAGCGAUGAAAGGGAAGCUGAUAGUAUCAUGUCCCCUUCCUCCCGAGAGGAUACCAAGGUUUCAGUUGCUGUACAAAGAUGUGUAACACUCUGGUAAUAGUACUCCAUAUGUCAACUUGUUAUGAUUCUUGUGUAGCACAGUUUGUUUUGUUGCGUUGUGUUUUAAUGAUAAGUUAAAUCUUCACCACCAUCAAUGAAUAAGUAUUGCUGCU